AUGGCCACUAAAAGUAUGCUAGUUUUCCUUCUGGGAUGUGUGGGGGUAGUCCUUGCAGACGACGAUGCAGAAUUCGUCAACGAUCCUUAUCUUGCCUUUCGUCCCGCAUUCGCCCGCUCGUUGCCUGUGCAGAUCAUGUUGACCGGCGUCGUUCUCACCCUCGUCGCUGUUCUCUUCAUCCACCUCAUGUUCACUGCUCAAUACCACUGGCCCCUCGCCCCAGUCAACUACGUCCUCCAACUCUCCGGGGUUACAACGCUUCUCAUCUCCCUUAUCGCCACCAUCCAUGUCGUUUUGUCUGCCACGAUGGCCGAAAGUGAGAAAUGGCCAUACAUGCUGAGUUAUAUCGCCGUCAACGUCCCGCCACUCGACCUCGAUAAUAAUACGGAGGGCUGGAGUAUCGCGGAGCGUGCUACCUGGCUGGUUAUGAAUGCUUCAACAUCGGGUCUUAUCCAGAUUACGCAUAUUCAAUUCCUUACCCUCCUCUACCCUUCUCGCCUCGAAGGUCGUCUCAUUUUCGCUCUCCUCGGUCCACUCGCUGUUGUCGCCGCCGUGAUGCAGCUGCUCCCAAUCAGCGGGAGCACAGCGGCGAACAACAUUGCAUCGGCAGUACGCAAUGUGUGCAACGCUGCGCUGUCGCUUCUCUUUACCAUCGCACUGUUCAUCUGGGGUCUCCUUGUCAAUCGCAAGCAAGCCUGGCGCACGGAUGGUGGAACAGCUGUCUUCGGAUGUGCGGCCCUCUCCCUGGCCGUCGUUUCUACCGCCCUCAAUUUUCUAUAUGUGCAUAAAGAGGAAGAAUUCGUGUGGCUACCUGCACUGAUGUGGGCUGUCGUACUAUGGCAGAGCUUCUUGGGGUGGUGGUGGUGGGUAGGCGCCGGCAGUGGCGGAGGAUUCAGAGAAGACGAGGAUGAGAGCAUGGAGGAGAAACUGCGGCGCGAAGAAAGAAGGGAAGCUCGACGCAAAGAAGCUCGCGAGAGGAGACGAGAAACGAAAAUACGUGCCCAGAGAGUGUGGAAGGGCGUCGCCGGCGCUUUCUCGACCUCCGCGCAGAGCAGAGAACCGUCCGUAUCGCAAGCCCGUGUCCGGGCACGUUCGAAUGACGAAAACGCCUCUGAGAGCCCGUCGUCGCCCCGACGCGAGACGACGUCCUCGGCACCCUCUGAGCCCUCCUCAUCAAGAUCAAGAGACGCCGACACGACGUCCAUCGCCUCCCGCGCAUCGUCAUCUGUUACGCUCACUUCCCAGCUAACGUAUACUACUCUUCCGCGGAUGCUGCCGACCGUUUUCCACCGGUGGUACGCGUCGCUCCGUCGCGCGCAUAACGACGCUGCGCGGGCGCAGGCUGUCGAGCGCGUCGAACGGAUCAGGGAGUUGGGCAGGCGCGAUAGGCGGCACGCCCCUCCUGAGAGGGAACGUGAUAGCGGUGAGGAAGAAGUGACUACGAGUGCGGAGACCCGGACGAGGGAAGAAGUCGUCGGUUGGGGAUGGGGCUUGGACGGAUUUGGGUGGAGGAGAAGACCGACAAGGAGAGUUGAGGAGAGAAGGGCGCGUGCGCAGGGGAAGGAGAGGCAAAGGACGGACAGCGAGAGUCGGAGUCGGAGUCGGACGCGUCUUGGGUCCAGGAGGAAUAGGAACGGGGCAGACGCGGAUGUGGAUGGUGGGGAGUACGAGAUGGAGGUGCGUAGCUCGGGCACGAGUAACGGCAGGCGGCGGAGAAGACGCGACGACAACCCGGAAGAGGAAGAAGACGAUGAUAUGUACGUGUCGGACCCGGCGUCGCCUACGUCGAGAGACGAAGAAGAGGACGACGAUGAUGCUCAUGGGAGGCGGAGGAAUCAGCGGAGACGGACGGACCAUGACCGCCAGGAGUCGACGGUGGACUCGCCCCUACCUGCGCCGUCCGCUGCGAAUCGCCCGCGUUCGGUAUGGUGGUGGGGUCCGCUGGCGCGCUGGAGGCUGCAGGAUUCGACGACGUAUUGA
Cyclocybe aegerita is the source of this 1980-nucleotide messenger RNA. The record is from the annotation of a GenBank genome assembly. Lineage: Eukaryota; Fungi; Basidiomycota; Agaricomycetes; Agaricales; Hemipholiotaceae.